GAGGAGGUGGCAAGCCACACCCCGCGGUGCCCGCGAACUUCCCGGCCGAGGUCCUCGCGCAGACAGACGCCGCCGAGAUGCAGAGCGCGGGGCUGCGGACCGCCGCCCACCUCCUCUGCGUGUUCGCCGCGGUGCUGGCCGCGGCCCCGGGGCCCCAGUUUCUGGUGACAGUCCCAGGGAUCGUCAGGCCUGGAGGAAAUAUAACUAUCGGGGUGGAUCUUCUGGAACAUAGCCCCCCGCAGGUCACCGUGAAGGCGGAGCUGUUCCUGGUGACCUCAAACCUCAGUGUCUCUGUCCUGGAAGCAGAAGGAGUCUUUGAAAGAGGCUCUUUCAAGACACUUAUUCUUCCAUCGCUACCUCUGAACAGUCCAAGUGAGAUUUAUGAGCUACACAUAACUGGACGUGCCCAGGAUGAGAUUUUAUUCUCUAAUAGGACACGCUUAUCAUUUGAGACCAAGAGAAUGUCUGUCUUCAUUCAAACAGACAAGGCCCUCUACAAGCCAAAGCAAGAAGUGAAAUUUCGCAUUGUUACACUCUUCUCAGAUUUCAAGCCUUACAAAACCUCUUUGAACAUUCUCAUUAAGGACCCCAAGUCAAAUUUGAUCCAACAGUGGUUGGCACAACAAAGUGAGCUUGGAGUUAUUUCCAAAACUUUUCAAUUAUCUUCCCAUCCAAUACUUGGUGACUGGUCCAUUCAAGUUCAAGUGAAUGACCAGACGUAUUAUCAGUCAUUUCAGGUUUCAGAAUAUGUAUUACCAAAAUUUGAAGUGACUUUGCAGACACCAUUAUAUUGUUCUAUGAAUUCUAAGAAUUUAAAUGGUACCAUCACAGCCAAGUAUACAUAUGGGAAGCCAGUGAAAGGAGCUGUAACGCUUACGUUUUUACCUUUAUCCUUCUGGGGUGUGAAGAAAAAUAUUACAAAACAAUUUGAGAUAAAUGGAUCUGCAAACUUCUCUUUUAAUGAUGAAGAGAUGAAAAAUGUAAUGGACUUUUCAAAUGACCUUUCUGAAGACAUGGAUGCAUCUCUCCCUGGGCCGGUAGAAAUUGUAGCAACUGUGACAGAGUCACUUACAGGCAUCUCAAGAAAUGCGAGCGCCAAUGUGUUUUUCAAGCAACACGAUUACAUCAUUGAAUUUUUUGAUUAUGCUACUGUCUUGAAGCCAUCUCUCAACUUUACAGCCACUGUAAAAGUAACCCGUUCUGAUGGCAACCGCCUGACUCUUGAAGAAAGAAGAAAUAAUGUGGUCUUGACAGUGACACAAAGAAACUAUACGGAGUACCGGGGCAGCUGGAACAUUGGAAACCAGAAAAUGGAAGCCAUCCAAAUCAUCAAUUAUACUGUCCCCGCGAACGGGAUCGUUAAGGUUGAAUUCCCAAUCCUGGACAAUUCCAGCGAGCUGCAGUUGAAGGCCUAUUUUCUUGAAAGCACAAAUAACAUGGCAGUUCAUGGUAUGUUUACUUCUCCCACUAAGACAUACGUCCAGCUAAAAACAAGAGAUGAAAACAUCAAGGUGGGAUCACCUUUUGAGUUGGUGGUUACGGGCAACAGACGGUUGAAGAAGUUAAGCUAUAUGAUAGUAUCCAAGGGACAGUUGGUGGCUGUAGGCAAACAAAAUUCGACAACCUUCUCUUUGACACCAGAAAAUUCUUGGGCUCCAAAAGCCUGUGUCAUUGUGUAUUAUGUUGAAGACAAUGGGGAAAUUAUAAAUGAUGUUCUACAAAUUACUGUUCAGCUUGUUUUUGAAAAUAAGAUAAAGCUAUUUUGGAGUAAAGCUAAUGCAAGACCAGCUGAGAAAGUCUCUCUAAGGAUCUCUGUGACACAGCCUGGCUCCAUAGUUGGGAUUGUAGCUGUUGACAAAAGUGUGAAUCUGAUGAAUACUUCAAAUGAUAUUACAAUGGAAAAUGUGGUCCAAGAGUUGGAACUUUAUAACACAGGCUAUUAUUUAGGCAUGUUUAUGAAUUCCUUUGCAGUCUUUCAGGAAUGUGGCCUCUGGGUAGUGACAGAUGCGAAUCUUACAGAGGAUUAUAUUGACGGUGUUUAUGACGGCAUGUUAUAUGCUGAGACGUUUGUGGAGGAAAGCAAUAUGGUAGAACUGGCUGACUUUUCUUCAGUCAGCAAUCCACACGUCAGAAAGCAUUUUCCAGAGACUUGGAUUUGGCUAGACACCAACAUGGGAUCCAGGAUAUUCCAACAGUUUGAGGUUACUGUACCUGAUUCUAUCACUUCUUGGGUGGCUACUGGUUUUGUGAUCUCUGAGGACCUGGGUCUUGGACUAACAACUACUCCAGUGGAGCUCCAAGCCUUUCAGCCAUUUUUCAUUUUUUUGAAUCUUCCCUAUUCUGUUAUCAGAGGUGAAGAAUUUGUUUUGGAAAUAACCAUAUUCAAUUAUUUGAAAGAUGCCACUGAGGUUAAGGUAAACCUUGAGAAAAGUGACAAAUUUGAUAUUCUAAUGACUUCGAAUGAAGUGAAUGCCACGGGGCAUCAGCAAACCAUUCGGAUCCCCAGGGAGGAUGGGGCCACCGUCCUGUUCCCCAUCAAGCCCACCCACCUGGGAGAAAUUCCCAUCACAGUCACAGCUGUUUCACCCACUGCUUCUGAUGCGAUCACCCAGAAGAUUUUAGUAAAGGCUGAAGGAAUAGAAAAGUCAUAUUCUCAAUCCGUCUUAUUAGACUUAACUGACAACAGGCUGCAAAGUACCACGAAAACUUUGAGUUUCUCAUUUCCUCCUGAUACAGUGUCUGGCAGUGAGAGAGUUCAGAUCACCGCAGUUGGAGAUGUUCUUGGCUCUUCCAUCCAUGGCUUAUCCUCCCUGAUUCGGAUGCCUUAUGGCUGUGGGGAACAGAACAUGAUAAAUUUUGCUCCAAAUAUUUACAUUUUGGAUUAUCUUACUAAAAAGAGACAACUGACAGAUCAUGUAAAAGAAAAAGCCCUGUCAUUUAUGAGGCAAGGUUACCAGAGAGAACUUCUCUAUCAGAGGGAAGAUGGCUCCUUCAGUGCUUUUGGGGACGAUGACCCUUCUGGGAGCACUUGGUUAUCAGCUUUUGUUUUACGAUGUUUUCUGGAAGCUGACCCUUACAUAGAUAUAGAUCAGAAGGUGUUACGGGAUACAUAUACGUGGCUCAAAGGACAUCAGAAAUCCAGCGGUGAAUUUUGGGAGCCAGGAAGAGUGAUUCACAGUGAACUUCAAGGUGGCAAUAAGAGUCCAGUAACACUUACAGCCUAUAUUGUGACUUCUCUCCUGGGAUAUAAAAAAUAUCAGCUUAAUAUUGAUCUACGAGAUUCUAUCAACUUCUUGGAGUCUGAAUUGAGUAGAGGAAUUUCAGACAAUUAUACUCUAGCUCUUACAACUUACGCACUGUCACUGGUGGGGAGUCCUAAAGCGAAGGAAGCCUUGAAUGUGCUGACUCAGAGAGCAGAACAAGAAGAAGGCACACGAUUCUGGGUGUCAUCAGUGUCCAAACUUUCUGACUCCUGGCAGCCACGUUCCCUGGAUAUUGAAGUUGCUGCCUACGUGCUGCUCUCCCACUUCCGGCAAUUUCAGGUUUCCGAGGGAAUCCCGAUUAUGAAGUGGCUCAGCAGACAGAGAAACAGCUUGGGAGGUUUUGCAUCUACUCAGGAUACCAUUGUGGCCUUAAAAGCCCUGUCUGAAUUUGCAGCCCUAAUGAAUACAGAAAGGACAGAUAUCCAAGUGACUGUGACGGGGCCCAGCUUGCCAAGUCCUGUAAAGUUUCUGAUUGACGCACACAACCGCUUUCUUCUUCAGACAGCAGAGCUUGCUGUGGCGCAGCCAACUGACAUUAAUAUUUCUGCCAAUGGUUUUGGAUUUGCUAUUUGUCAGUUGAAUGUUGUUUACAAUGUGAAAGAUUCUGGGUCUUCUAGAAGGCGAAGAUCUAUCUCAAAUCAAGAAGCCUUUGAUUUAGAUGUUACUGUAAAAGAUAACAAAGAGGAUGUCAAUCAUGUGAAUUUGAACGUGUGCACAAGGUUCCUCGGCCCAGACAGGAGCGGCAUGGCUCUCAUGGAAGUGAACCUGCUCAGUGGCUUUGCUGUGCCUCCAGAUGCCAUUCCGCUAAGCCAGACAGUGAAGAAAGUGGAACACGAUCAUGGAAAACUCAACCUCUACUUAGAUUCUGUAAAUGAAACCCAGUUCUGUGUUGAUAUUCCCGCUGUGAGAAGCUUUAAAGUUUCAAAUACCCAGGAUGCUUCCGUGUCCAUAGUGGACUACUAUGAGCCAAGGAGACAUGCGGUGAGAAGCUACAACUCGGAAGCGAAGCUGUCCUCUUGUGACCUCUGCAGAGACGUCCAGGGCUGCGGUCCUUGUGUGGAUGGGGCUUCCCGUGACUCUUCUAGCCUUUUCGCCUUCUGGUUGGUGCUGCUGUUCUCUUUGCAGCAUUGGCUGUGAUUUGUUUCCCAAGGACUCCACGUAGCGCCAGCAUUUCCGGAAGUCACAUGGGAUUGUUUUGUCUUCAUAAUCAAAUACUGCUUCUGACUGUUUUGAAAAUCAAGUUUUGCUCUUUCUGUGGGAUUGGGGGCCGUGGUGUAAAGAAGGCCUGGUAUGGGUGGACAGCUGCGCAGACGUCCUCACCUCAUCUUCGUGUGGAAGGAGGUGAGGGUGGUGGCAGUUGUGUAACUGUAUUUCCCCUGCUCCACAUGUUUUAGGAUUUUUUUUUUGAGGUAUUUGUUUUCUCCGGAAUAAAUGUGUUAUUUUAGAAUAGUUAUCCUUCUCUUUUUGUAAAAGAAAUGAACAUGUGUUCUUAAGGAUUAUUAUAUAUCAGUGUUUGCUUUAGUAUUGAAGAUGGAGUUCCCCAGGAACUGGGAGAAGACAUUCAGCCAGAGGGUCUUGUUCUGUUCCCUGUCCACUUCCCACCCAACUCUCCUGCCCACCUCCUACCCCAGACCCGGUGGGCUCAGUGUGUAUUUCUUAGCUGGACAUUAUUUUCUUCUCUUGAAUGUAGGUGGUGAAUUUUUUAAAAAGUGAAAUAGCCUUUUUUCUCACUCCAAAUCUGAUCACAUACCCUCCCUCUCUUUUACUUCUGGAGAGCAGAGUGAGAGUGGCAAGGUGUUUUCCUGAGCUUUGCACACUGGCUCAGAGGUUGAGGAGUGUACUGACCACUGCCGGGAGGGCCCGGGGUGCGGCCUCUGUCCUGCAUCCUUGGCCCAGGCACUGGCUUAUUUCAGGGACGAGAGUCGGAGGGCAUUGCCCUGUGUGUCUUAUGUGGCUCAGAGUAUCACAGCCUAGACAAGGAGACACAGUGAGCCAGGUACAACAGAACACUGGAGAAGUCGCACUAGGCUGAUCUCCCUGUCGUCUGAGAAACAAGUUGGGUUGGUUUGGCAGGAUUAGAGAGUCUUGCUGUGACUGCUGAUCUGAAGUGUUACAGGGUGUCAACCAGGAACCCUACGGAACCGUCCUAGUCUCAGGGGUCUGAAGGUCAGAGUGCUAGCUGUCAAGUGGUAUCUGAUGCUUUCUGUCAAUCUUUAAGAAGAUGCCUGAAUUUCAAGCACUUUAAUCAUUGGUUACCUUGUAUUCUGAAGGUUAAUAUUAUUUAUCUGGAUGAUAAUUUUAACGAGAAAUCUUUCUUCCCCAUUAAUUUUUUCCCUCUUUUUCUCUUCCUUCUUUCUUUCUUUUCAUCCCUUUUCUUUUUUCCCUUCUAAAUAUAUUGAAAUAAUUUAGGUAAAGAAGAAACUUAAAGACAUUUCAGAAGAAAAUUAAAGACCUUUUAUUAAAUCUAAGAAAUGCUUUAAUUUUGUUCUUCAAUUCCAUGAAUUUCUUUCAAGUGGGCAUGGGAAAAGUAGCUGUCCUGGGCUCCAAAGAAUUUGGUGUAUGUUUUCAGCUAUUUAAAAGUAAAUUUAUCAAAGUUAAAGUAUGCAAAUAUAUCUUUAAUUUUAAAAAGAAUGCUUUUAUUUUAUUAAUUUUAAGAAAUUGUGGUGGGAUGGAUGUUCAUGUAUUUGUUAUGAACAUUUUUGAUGUGUAUUUGGGCAAACACAUAGUUUUUUUGUAUUUAUUUUUAAGUGGGAAGUAGUUUUUAGAUGUGUUGUCCCUUUGACACAAUUGUCCCAACAAGGUUCCUGUUAUGUUUGGGCCUUCCUGUAGUAAUGUUUUCAGCCUUUAUCCUCUGGGACUUCUUUAGAGUUGAAAUCAUCUUAUAAUGAAGUUGGAAAGACUUCGCAAAGGAUUUCCUUCUCCUCUUCUUAACUGGGGGGCCCUAUGCUGAUAGCAAUAUUUCAUAUUCUUCAGUACAUAAUCUAUAGCACACUUGUACUGUAACACAUUAGGAUACACUAGCAUGGAAUGGUCAUUGGAAGGCAGGUCGUGUUCUGUUUUUUAGACUAAAUCUGUUCAUUUGAAAACUAUAAUUCAAAUACAUUUUUGUGAAGGAUGAUAUAUUUUCAAGUUAAAUGUCACCUUGUAACUCGUAUCUUUUUGUUAUAAGCUCAUUAAAGGUGAGGAGGGGGCGAGGAGGAGAGGGGGUGAGGCAGCAUGCCUCGUGGUACAUGGGAUGGUACGGUCCUGGGCUCUUCCUCCCUCCGGCCCCUCUCAGAGAACCUGCUCUGCGGCAGGCAGGGCCUUUGGACUGUUUUCUUCACUUGCUGUGAGUAAUAAUGUUAAAAACCUCGUUUUACCUUUCGGAUUGGUUAUACUGAUGUUCUUCUGUUUCGAACACUGUCACUUUUGUUUACCAGUAUGAAUUAAUUUGAAGUCCUCCUUCUUUUUCUCUGACAGGGACCUUAUUAAGACACCAGCCUACCUUACUUCCAUUUUGACCAGCCAAUGGUUCCAGAGACUAAACGUUGGCAAUGUCUAGCAGCCAAACAAUUCUAGGACAGAGUUACACUUUUAUAUUCUUACUACCUUCAGUUAUAGUCCUAAAAUAGAAAUUAAAGCCCAUUACAAUUUGCUCAGUUAAUCAAAAGCUUCUUUUUCUUGUGCUGUCCUACUACACUUUGUUUUCCAAAAUCUUUUGGUUAUAUUAUAAUCCAAGGAGCCCCGUGCUCAUAAAGAAUCCAGAUACACAGCUGUUACCACACCUUCCAUGGGGGUAUUUUCCGACUUGUAGAUAGAGUAACUCUUCCUGCUCUUAUUCUUUUCAGCCUAGGUAUACUUAUUUUUUCAAAAAAGUCAUAUUUAGCCUUAAUUUCUUUUUAUGCUAAAUAGUCUGGCAACGUAAUGCCAACAAUGUCUAUUUUGACAUAAUUCAAUUAUUUCAUUUGAUAUUUCUGGCUAUCCCAUGACAUUAAAACAACCUAGAACUAUGAUUUUUCUUUGUCAUUUAAUUUUUUUAUAGAGCUAUUUUUUAAACCUGCUGCCAUAUAAUCUGGCGUUCUUUGUAACAGCCUUACUUUUCCUAAUUUACUUUAGUGAAUUAUUGAAUACUCAUUUGUAUAAAAAUAUGUUGUAAAUACCCCCUUGGCAAGAUUUCUCAGCAUAAAGGCCGUGCUUAUUUUGAGUCGGCCAAGUGGCUACCGUGGGUCAGGGGCCAUUCUGCACUCUUGGGUGCAUUAUUUUCUUGUACACUGUAAAUUUAAGACACUUCUAGUAAGUGGACUCACUCUUGGCUUACUUCAAGUCCGUUUUGCUUUCUCAGUAGAGGCUUCUGUGAGGCAGGCAGAAGAGUACAUUCCUCACUUUUCUUUGGGCUCAAAUUCUAGGAAGGCGUAGCACUUUUAAGAACUUAAAUUUUUUUCUAUCAUCUCUUCAAAUGAUAUUUAUGUAAAUGUCAUAUAUCUUAAGUUACAUUGGGAGUCAUCUGAGGUGCAAUUAUUUUUAUCACUACUUUGGAUAGAGGACCAUUCUUCUACUUUCUUCAGAAAACUAAGCAGUAAAUACAACUUUUUAAUUAGUAUGUAUCACUGAGAGUAGGCUUUGUUUUGCAGCUUUUACUGGCUCAGGAGUUGUGUUCCCGUGUGCCUCAUCAAAAGAUAGUCACAUCGCAUCAUUGUAUAAAAUACAUAGUCAUGUUCAUGUCAAUCUUAACAUAGGAAGAUAGACGUCUCUCAGAUGAUUGCUGGGGGUGUCAUGUCAAAGGAUGCUUGCUCGUACGUUUGUAGGCAUGUAUCUUUGUAGUAGGGAUGGUUUUGGUUUUUGUGUUGCUACCUAUUUAAGAAUCAUCCUUCCUCAUAUUGUCAUGAGGCCAAGAUUCAGCACUCUUUGGCCCAACGUAUUGAAUCGGUGGUGGUAGAUCUCUAAGAUUUAUCUUUGAUUCCUUCAACAGAAUGUGUCUUGCUGCUGGUCCUCUACGCCUCUAUGUUUGGGUUUAGUAGGAUGCAGUGGAUGUCACGUCAGUCUCUUUUGUACACAGGAAGAUUUAUAAAAUUUAAUUCAUGAAUUCCCUAUUGUGGGACGAUGUUUUGCAAAUCAGGAGAGUACUAUUGAAGUAAACAAUAUUUUUUCAGGAAUUAAAGCUUUAUCUAUUGAGGUGAUUCUGAAAGUUUUAGUGUUGAAUGUUGGAAUGUUAUGUUGUUAAUUGUACUCUAUUAUAGACUGAAUAAAAACUCAUGACUCGUCAAUAAAAAUUUAAA
Nycticebus coucang (slow loris) is the source of this 8518-nucleotide messenger RNA. It is a transcript of the gene CD109, whose product is annotated as CD109 molecule. Gene Ontology annotation, molecular function: endopeptidase inhibitor activity. The transcript is spliced from 33 exons. The coding region runs from base 78 to 4400 and encodes 1440 amino acids. Gene Ontology annotation, cellular component: extracellular region. The record is from RefSeq and is a predicted model, not a curated record. Lineage: Eukaryota; Metazoa; Chordata; Mammalia; Primates; Lorisidae.